This is a messenger RNA of Lycium barbarum (goji berry), 2247 nucleotides long. RefSeq lists its product as uncharacterized. The record is from RefSeq and is a predicted model, not a curated record. Lineage: Eukaryota; Viridiplantae; Streptophyta; Magnoliopsida; Solanales; Solanaceae. Gene Ontology annotation, biological process: activation of GTPase activity. The transcript has 15 exons. Gene Ontology annotation, molecular function: GTPase activator activity. The coding region runs from base 126 to 2099 and encodes 657 amino acids.
ACGUCAUUCUCACUUCUUUUCCUUCGUCUCUAAGAAAAGAAAGAAACCUUUCUACUUCACCCCCACUCCCCUACCCUCUACCCCACGCAACCCCAAUCAAAUAACCACCGUUGAUUUCAUCGGCGAUGCAUGAAAUAGACGUUCACGAUCUCUCCGAUGACGCUGAUUACGCUGCCUCUCUUCAGCAAGGUUCGGCGAGCAUGAAUAGGAGUGAAAGCAGUAAGCGGAGUUCAUCAGGUGAACAAGAAGGUGCUGAAAUAGUGUUUUUGAAAGAUAACGUGGCAAUUCAUCCGACUCAGUAUGCUUCAGAGAGGAUCAGUGGUCGACUAAAGCUGAUCAAACAAGGAGGUUCUCUGCUUAUGACUUGGAUUCCAUAUAAAGGGCAAAGCUCGAGUGCGAGGUUGUCUGAAAAAGAUAAGAGUCUUUACACUAUACGAGCAGUUCCAUUCUCGGAUGUUAGAUCAAUUCGCCGACACACUCCCACCCUGGGGUGGCAAUAUGUUAUUGUAGUUUUGUCAUCAGGACUAGCAUUUCCUCCGCUUUAUUUCUACAAUGGUGGUGUCCGGGAGUUUCUUGCAACAAUUAAGCAGCAUGCUUAUCUUGUGAGGUCAGCUGAUGAUGCUAAUGUAUUUCUUGUCAACGACUUUCAAGAUCCACUCCAGAGAACUCUCUCCUCCUUGGAGCUUCCUAGAGCUGUUUCUGUAACUAACAGUCCAUCUUCAGCUGCUGCACCUAGUGGAUCCCCAUCUAGCUGGACGGAUGGGGAAACUUUUGAUAGAAAUUCUGCACUUGCUCAACAAAAUACCAGGCAAAGACAAAAACAUAAUGAUCCUGCUCGUGAUUUGUCAAUUCAAGUACUAGAGAAAUUUUCUCUUGUGACCAGAUUUGCUCGUGAAACAACAUCACAACUUUUUCGUGAAGCUCAGGGUGAUGGUUUCAUCCCUAAUGACAGGAGGAAGCAUGACGAAAAAAAAACACAUGAUUAUCCUCGCAUUGCCGAAUCGAAUGAUGGUCAGAAGCUGCCUGAGGAAGUUCCAGUGCCUGAAGAUCCCUUGGAGUUUGACAAAUUGUCGUUAGUUUGGGGAAAGCCACGGCAGCCUCCCUUGGGUACAGAAGAGUGGUCUUCUUUCCUGGAUUCCGAAGGGAGAGUCACAGACUCGGAAGUAGUAAGAAAGAGGAUAUUUUACGGAGGAGUCGAACAAGGUCUACGUAAAGAGGUGUGGCGAUUUCUAUUGGGAUACCAUUCAUAUGAUUCAACUUAUGCAGAGAGGGAGUACCUUGUGUCUGUCAAAAAGUCGGAAUACGAAACAAUAAAAAACCAGUGGAAGAGCAUCUCUAAGGAGCAGGCGAAAAGAUUCACCAAAUUCCGAGAGAGGAAAGGCCUUAUUGACAAAGAUGUGGUGAGGACUGAUCGGUCAAUUUCAUUCUAUGAUGGGGAUGACAGCCCAAACAUUAAAUGUCUGCGUGAUAUACUGCUGACAUACUCGUUCUACAAUUUUGAUUUGGGUUACUGUCAGGGUAUGAGUGAUCUCCUUUCACCAAUAUUGUAUGUCAUGGGAGAUGAAUCAGAAUCUUUUUGGUGCUUUGUGGCGUUGAUGGAACGACUAGGACCAAACUUUAACCGUGACCAAAAUGGAAUGCACUCUCAGCUUUUUGCACUAUCAAAGUUGGUGGAGUUGUUGGACAUCCCUCUGCAUAAUUACUUCAAACAGAAGGAUUGCUUGAAUUAUUUCUUCUGCUUCCGAUGGGUUCUUAUUCAAUUCAAAAGGGAGUUUGAAUUUGAAAAGACUAUGCGAUUGUGGGAGGUAUUAUGGACGCAUUAUGGGAGUGAGCACCUUCAUCUGUAUGUCUGUGUCGCAAUUCUGAAAAGAUAUCGCAGCAAAAUAAUGGGAGAGGAGAUGGAUUUCGACACACUACUGAAGUUUAUCAAUGAGCUGAGCGGUCAUAUCGACCUUGAUGCUAUCCUCAGGGAUGCAGAGGCUCUGUGUAUAUGUGCCGGUGAGAACGGUGAAUCUUGCAUUCCUCCCGGAACUCCACCUUCAUUACCAAUUGAUGAUGCUUCAAUGUACUAUCAACAGGAUGACGAUGAUGUACUAUAAUUACUUGUUUUGGUGUAAAUUCUUUUAGUUCGACGAAUGACCUUCAUAGUUAACGAUAUCUUUUCUCGUGCAUAUACUGAAUUCAUGUAAAGAGAAUGAAAUAGAUUUCUUUUGCCAGCAAUCUUCUAUCACGUCAGCUUUUAGACCA